GGCGAAACGAGUGCUGGCAAAAGUAGCGUUAUAAAUUUGAUCCUCGGAGAAGAUCUUCUUCCUUUCUCAGUCCUGAGUACAACUUCUACCAUUUGCGAGCUGAAAUAUGGAGAGAAAAAAAUGAUUAAAGUGCAUUUCAAGGAUGACGGAACACAAAAGCUUGACCCAGAAAUGCAUGAACUGAAUGAAAUCCCUGAUGAAGACUACACAGCUCAGAUCAGUAGAUUUGUUAGCUUGAAAACUGAUCGAGACAAGACACCGUACAAGAAGAUAGAGUUGUUUUGGCCACACCCUUUGCUUAAGGUAAUGGAAAAGGAUCAAUUUAGGUCUCGGGGAAACUGCCCACCCACCCCUCUCUUAAGUCAACAUUAACACUUAGUUCUCACUUACGGCAAAAUGUUGGGUUAGGGGAGGGGUAGAUGGGUAGUUUCCCAGAAACCUAAAUUGGUCCAUGGAAAAGUUAUGUUUGUAUUCAAAUUUGUACCAGAAAUUAUUUGACAGAUGUACCAAACACAGACGGGGAUAUAGUUUCAAGAGAAUGGUUUAACAAUUUAUAUUUAAUUUGCAAUUAGCAGUCAGUUCAAUGACUUGUUUCUCUCUCUGUGAAUAUUCUGUGAGGUCUUAAAUUGAGCCAACGACGAAACCAACGUCAAGUUGCCAAGUCCAGAAAAAGCCGACAUCUGCUGACAGGUUCUUUCAUGCCGGUCUGGUAUCUCGUAGCGAACGGCAACGGGUUUUUAAUGAACGAAUGAAUCUGCCUCGUCCCCAAUCGCUGGCGAUCACUUCUUGGGAGAUACUUGAAUUAAUUCCUACUCUCGCUCUGCGCCAGUUCCCAUCAUCCCCCUGUCGCCCUUCUCGCUUGUCUCCAGCUCUCGCGCAUCGCGAGUUCGCUUGUUCCGUGCUCGCCACAUUGAGGGUUGAUUUCCACUGUCACGUGUACACGCACUUAAAUUUUUAACGCGUAUUUAAAAUAGAGGAAAGAUAUAAAGUGUUGAGCUAAACGUGAGGUUGACAGAGGUUCAACUUUUGCUCUUACGUUCGACAUUUCAUGCAUUGCUUCUAUUUUAUUUGCGGGUGUAAAAUUUACGUUCGUACGCACGUAAAAAUUACGCGACCGUGGAAAUCCGCCCUAAAGGAGGAAACUAUCAAAGGUGGAGGAAUUAAAGAACCUUUAAGGAUAGUCCAACACUUAAGCAUUCCCAAAAGCUGAGUUUUUCAAACCUUAUUCAGACCGCAUCCAUCUUUGAAAACGUUAACUCUCAGUUAUCAUGAAUUUACCACAGUUAGUUGUGAUUAAUGAUACUCAUGUCACUGUCAUUUCAGGAGAACGUUAUGAUAGUGGAUAGUCCUGGAGUAGGAGAAAGUGAAGUGAUGGAUGAAUUUGUAGUCAACUACAUGUCUAACGCGUUCUGCUUUAUGUAUGUCAUCAAUACCCAUAAUGCUGGAGGAGUGCAGAAAGACAGGGUGAGAAUUAUAGAUUAUGAAUCAAUUGUACUGAAACUAGCCUACGUAGCGUAAAGCGUUUCUGUGCGGUUUAGGAGCCUGAAAGAACGAGGAACAAGAGUCAAAGAGAGGAGCGGGGAGGGGGUGGGGAAGAAAGAAAGGAUCCCUCCCCCUCCCCCUCCUUCAUUUUUUGGUUCUUGUUUCAUUUCUCGAGCGAUCAAAACCGAAAAUCCCCUUCCACGGUCUCUUUUUUCGCCGAAACCAAACGGAAACGCUUGCUACACGGGCUAUACCGAAACCGCUAACCAAACUUUAGAAAACAUUAGUACGGACAUUACCCUCCUUGCUCUGUUAUCUUCUUGUCGUUAACCUGUGAACAGGCUCUCUGUUUUGGGAAAAAAUAACGAGGAAAGGGAAGGCCUGUUCACAGGCUACUUGUCGUUAACAGCACUACUUAAGCUCCGUAAACUAUUAAUUUUUACCGGCCAGUGAGUGAGUGCUUUAAAAUACUUAAAUCUCUUUAUUGACUUUAUCUAGUGGAUCUUCACAUCACAGGUGUUUAUCGAUAGAUUUAAUACUUCAACUUGAUAAAAUGCGUUGAAUGACAGAAACCAGAAACAAAAAACCCAAAGCCCUUUGGCCGAUAAUUAGUACAAUUUAAUUUAAUUCGCGGUCCGUGUUUCGGGAAUUUGCGUAAUGAACGUUCUUGAGAAGCAACUUAGUCACCAAUAUUUGUACUGAUUAUUCUGAAGGAGAAGAGAGAGGGAGAGGGGAGACUAAGCAUACCUUAAGGGUUUUAGCUGGCGAUGGAAGUCAGCAAUGUCUUCUUUGUUUUUAAACAGUUAGAAAAGCUACUGCAGUGUGCCCAAGCGAAACUCACGAAGAAUGAUCUCGUCCUAUUUACCGGAUGCGCUUUGUUUGUCUGUAACAAGUGGGAUCUCAUUCAACCUAACGAUCAGAGGGAAGUAAAGGAAGCACAAGUCACAAAACUUUCCAAGAAGCUUCCAAAUCUAGAUCCUGGAAAACAAAUGGUCUAUUUGUCGUGUACAACUGCCCAGACUUGCCAGAAGUUUGGUUACAUCACUCCGGACUUCAACAACUUAAUCGCUGGUAUCAGCCAUCUUAUUGUCUCUGCAAUGCAAAACAAGAUGGAAAUGCAUUUCAGGUAUUUUAACCCUUUAAGCCCUAAGAGUGAUCAGCAUCAAAUUUCUCCUUGUAAUAUCAACGCUUUGUAAAACAAAGUGGUCAUGAGAAUUACGGACAUGAUCACAAAAGAUGAAUUUGCCUGAUAUUUUAUCAACUUCUAAUUCUCCCCACUACUUCUGUGGGAAAUGAAUAGGGGCAACAAAUGAGAAUUCAAGUUUUAAUCUUAGAGUCUAAAGGGUUGACAAGGUCUAUGAGGAGAAAAGGGGAAAUCUGCUUCAACAUUUUUAUUCAGUCAAUUUCGAAAAAGUUAGCUUGUCCAAACAGAUUAAGCGUGCGUACCGCCAUAGAUGUUAUGGCUGUGUGUAUGAAAAUGGAAUCCAGUAGCCUUUAAGUUGUUCACACGAGAUUCUAUACAUUUCCGUCUGCGGGCGUGAAUGAAUUCCGGGCCUUUGACAGGGUGUUAUGAUAUUCUGUUACGAAAGAAAAUAUAUCAGAGAUAAAAAAUGUGAAAGUAGGAGUCAUUCAUAAUUAGGUUGAGUAUGAUCGUCCGGGUGAACGUAGUCCUGAAUAGGACUGUUGUAGUGACUAACGUUUCGACAACCGGUGCAGUAGACAUCUUCAGAGUAUCACGUCAGUUGAUGGUAAUCAAACUCUGGCAAGAGAGAAUGAGAUCUGAUUAUUGACCUAAUGGGUGCUGAUGAAGUCGCGAUGUUAUUGGUCGUCUGUCACAGCAUCGAGACCUAACUGACCAAUUAGGUCAAUAACCAGAGUUUAAUACCAUCAACUAACAUGAUCUCUUUGACUCUGAAGAUGAAUAUAGCACAAGCACAGGUAGUCGAUACGUCUGUCACCGUCAGCAACAGUCCUAUUCCGACAGGACUACGUUCACCCGGACGAUGAUGCUCAACCUAUUUUAUGUGAAAUAUGAAAUUCCAUGUAUUUACUUACUUUAGCUGGUAUCGUCAUCCUCUAGUAUGCAUGUGUAUAUUUUUCAUUUUAAAAUCUAAAAUAGGGAGGUCAGAGGUAAAAGUACUGCGUCGGUAUCGCAAAGGGUUUAUAUGUGGGGAUUAAAUCCUGUGAAAUUGAAUUUUUUCGAACAGUUCUCGAACCGCUGUAAAGUCACGUAUAUUUCUGAUCUUUCACGGUUCACUUCUGCUUACUUAGUGAUUUUCCAACGUGUAUGGAUUAAAAAGAAGUUGUAGCCCAAAACUCGCUGAUCACGUACCUUACGUGAACAGUACAAGGGUUUGCAAAGCAGACAAAGUUUUCACAGGUAUGCAGACCACAAAGGGACUAGGACAUACUAUUAGUAAACUCAUUUAGAAAUGAUGAUGCAUAGUUUGAUUCGUGAUGGGUAAAGGGUGUUUUUUUAUGACAUGCUAGUAAAAAAAAUACACUAAUGGAUGUGAUUGCACCCAUUUCUGGCAGACAUUAUUAGUGUAAUAACCACUUAUUUUAGAGGUAUAUUCGAAUAUUUUGGAAACAACUACAGCCGGAAAAGAGCUCCGAAGAUCGUGAAAUUUGAACUCAAUUUAAAUCGUUUCUGCCUCCCCUUCACUAUAAUUAUUAUGGAAUAAACCACCGCUAGAGUCGAGGCGACAACGAAGUAAUGAGUUUAUUUUCCUUGCCAUUAUUCAACAGAUGGCUGGAGGAAGUCCUUUUGCGUGUCUCCCAUCAAGUUAAAAUAUUUCUUAAGACCACAAAGCUGUCCCUCCAAGAAACAAAGGAGAAAAUUUCAAAGGCAAAGAGGCGGAUGCAAGAACUGCAAGAAUCUCAGCAGCGUAAAUUUGAUGAGCUUAGUAAAUAUCAGUCAGAGAUCCUGGAAGAUAUCAUUGCAAAGCUGUCAGAGCACUUCAAAUCUGAAGAGACGGUCAAGCAGUUUUGUGAAUGGUCCCCUGAUGAGGCACCUGAGGUCAAAGAAACCUGGCAGCUGACAAAGGAUGAGGUUCUAAAAUGCAUUUCAAAGAGGACCCAGCAGUUUGUUCAGAACUGGGAAGAUGAGACGCAGGAAUUUGCAGCUGCUCAGGCUUCACUCGUUACAUUUUGCUGUAAAAAUUACGUUAUCAUGGAAGAAGCAAUUCAUCAAGUGGAAGAAAACGUCUUUUUGGACGCAGACGAGGAUGCAACUCAUUCUCGAGAAAAAUCACGGAAAGUGUUCAAGGGCAUUGCUCCAAUAUGGCUUAGACAAGGCUUAGCACCAGUGAUUGUAGGAUCUCCUCUCCUAACACUUGGUUUGUACAAGACUUUCAAGAAGAAGUUACGUUACAGAGGUAAGCGGGAUAAGUAUCAAGAAGACCCGUCUGCCUACAUGUCAAAGAGAUCAAAGAAAUGCCUGGAGAAGAUUGGGACUCAAGAUCGACUAUUGCCCCUCAUCAACGAACAGCUGGAAGAUGCCAUUCACUGCCUGGUACAACUCAAGGAUAAAAUGCCCAAGCUACUGGAAUGUAACGACAAGUUUUACCAAAAGCUACUUGACGAUGACAGAAGUAAGACCGUGGUUCGCGAAACCUACGAACCUUUGGCUAUGGAGGCAGAAUUCUUAAGGCGCGAACUAACCGUUUUUAGUCUCAAAGAAAUGAGAAGGUCGGACUUUUCCCGGGAUGAGUUGAAAUGGGAUGAACAUCGCCAGUCAAUCAUAGGCAGAGGGAGUUUCUCGACGGUGUACAGAGGAAUACUUACUCAGAGUGGAAAACCGGAAGUGAACGUGGCCAUAAAAGAAUAUAUACAUCCGCUGAGUGCCAGCAACGUGUGGCAUUUUGUUGAUGAGGAAAAAGCUUUAAGGUUUGUUUUAAACAAUCACGAAAACGAAGAUUACCAUUCCGUAACCUUUAGCUAACUAAUAGGUCUUCGCGGGCUUGAUUUGGGUGGCGAUCAGUGUAGAAAAAAAGCCCUCAUCCUAUGACCCUAGGGUUAAUUCUUGCAGUGCUAACUCCAUUUCUGGCCACCACUAAUCUUUUACUUAUGGAAUGGGGGUUUAAAAGGUUCUUUGUGUUCUUAAUAGUCUCUGCAACCGCGUGCGUGAGAGUGAUAUAACGACAACAGUGGUAGCAGCUAAAAAGUCCAGUUUAAUACUCAGAAUAAAUUGAUAUCCUGGUUAAAGCCUUAGCGAGUCAGGCUUAAGUCACCCCUUUCCAAGAGUUCAGACGUUUACUUCUAGCUAAUUCAUUCUUAUCGAGUUAUUUAGUGUGAAAUGCUUCUGACCAAGUAACAGUAAGUCAAAUUAUAAUUACAUUAUUAUUCCUUUUUCAAUAUCAUGAUUUGAGGAACUUAAAAAGUUCUUUCCUUAGCGCAAUUGGAAACCAGAUCGUUCUUUCCUUACAGUUCAUUUUUUUUUAAUAAAAAACAUACGGGGAAAAUCAUUAGCCAAAAAGCUUAACUACUCGGUUGAAUGAAAAACCUACUCAUUCCUAGCAAUGAAUUAUAGGCGCAUGCUACUAAAGACUUUACAAAGUAUUGUCCAUAUGUCAAGAUUUUUUUUUUUAUUAUUAUUAUUAUGAAAUUGAACAAAAUUGUUUCACUAUCUUGGUUUACCUUUUUUAAAGAGAGUUGCGACAUCCUGGCAUCGUUAAAUAUUUUGGAACCUGUCUUCUGCACGAAACAAAUGGCACUACAGUAACCAUUGUUUUGGAGCUGUGUGACUGCUCCCUUAGAGAACUGGUGACAUCCCAUCCGGAGAAUGCUCCUGCUAGACUUUCCAAAGAACCAAUAAGGAACAAGGUUCUAAACUGGGCUCUGCAGGUCUUGGAUGCCUUGUGCUACAUUCACAGCAAAGGAUUUGUACACAGAGAUUUAAAACUGGAUAAUUUACUGGUAAGUUAGUUAUUAUAAUACCCACAUUAAGCGAUAAUUAGAUAAUCAUAUGAACAGGAACAGGUAAAUGCCGCCUUUUUUAAUGGUCGGUUUUUUCAUCACUGACUUUACACUUUUUUGUCGCGAAGGAAAUGGUACUUGGAGUAAAGAUCUCACGACACAGACAUGCACACUUACGUUAACCUUUUAGCUUGGUGACUGUCUAAAACAGUGCUUUCCUUUGAAAUCAUGAAUGGUGAAUGAAAUUGCCUAUUAUAUAAGAUCGGACGUUGUAAUUAUAAUGAUUAACUUUUCAAAUUGUUUUUGAAGUUGACACACGACGGAGAAGUAAAGCUGGCAGACGUGGGAGUGGGAAAAUACGAGGAGGAGAUCACUGGUACCAUUUGCGGCACGUCCCUGUAUCUAGCUCCUGAAGUUUUGGAUCGUCGAAUCUACAACAGCAAAGCAGAUAUGUAUAGCUUUGCUUUUAUACUAUGGGAGCUGUGGUACGGCGAGAGAGUGUUUGCUGAUACGGUGGUCAGUAGACACCAAUCCAAGCUCCUCAAAGAUGUAAAAGAUGGACUUCGACCUUGGCAUAUCGAAAAGACAUCGCAGCCUUCUCCAUUAUGGACAACAGUCAUGGAGUCCUGCUGGGAAAAAAGUCCAGGCAAAAGAAUGACAGCUAGCGAUGCUUUGGCAGUUUUAAAAGUGCUAAAAAACAAAGGAGAUGUACGCUCGCUCAGUGAUUCCCGCCCACCAACGCCACCACCAAAGAAAACGGUACUAUCGGGACGACGACCAAGAAGCUGCUCCCAGAAGCCACCAGUCAUGCCUAAAACAAAGCCAAAAUCAACCAGAGCAUCUGUUUCCUAUUCCUCAAAAUCAGAGGAUCUGAGUUUACAUUUAGAUUCAAAUGAUAAGGCUUAG
Porites lobata is the source of this 7305-nucleotide messenger RNA. NCBI's taxonomy places the organism in Eukaryota, Metazoa, Cnidaria, Anthozoa, Scleractinia, Poritidae. The record is from the annotation of a GenBank genome assembly.